Molecule: messenger RNA, 2022 nt
Organism: Adineta ricciae
Lineage: Eukaryota; Metazoa; Rotifera; Eurotatoria; Adinetida; Adinetidae
Source: the annotation of a GenBank genome assembly
AUGUCGACAUUCACUUCUCGGACAAAUAUCGUUACAGGAAAUCACGAAUGGGUCUUUGUUGAUGAUGAGCAGUUUGAUUAUCAACAAGAAUUAGCUCGUUCAGCGUUCGCAGAUAUGCUGCAUGAUCAUGAACGAAACGUUCAAUAUGAGAAGGCCAUUAUUAAAACAAUUGACACACUUUCCAAAACAUUGAAUAGAAUUCAUGUGCUCGAUAUUGGAACGGGUACAGGUCUGCUUUCGAUGAUGGCUGCACGAGCACUGAUGAAAACAACAUGUUCAUCACGUAUUACUGCAGUUGAAGUCUUUCAACCCAUGGCUAAAAUUGCAAAAAAAUGUAUCGAAAAGAAUGGUUAUCAUGACCGAAUUCGUGUUAUCGAUAAGCGUUCAACUGAACUCGAUUUAGAAACUGAUUUACAAGGUGAUCAAAUCAACAUGAUCGUUGCGGAAGUCUUCGAUACGGAAUUAAUCGGUGAAGGUGCUUUACGGACGUUUUCCGAAGCGUGUAAACAUUUAACGAUCGAUAAUGACAAUCUUCGGAUCGUUCCAUCGCGUGCGAUAAUUUAUAUUCAAUUGGUAGAAUCGCCGUUUCUUCAGGAAUUUCAUACGUUGAAGAAUCUUUCGAAAGACGAAAAACGAAUUCGAAUCCCUUUGGAUUGUCGACAUCUGGCUGGCGAUACCAUUUUUGAUUUAAAUGCCAAUGAAAUUCGUGAUCGUCUUCGACCAUUAUCGAAACCUAUACCGGUAUUUCAUUUUAAUUUUAAAUCCGUCGAUGAUAGAAACAAUUUCACUGAGGAAAAGAUUCUCGAAAACAUCCAAUGUGAAUCCGACGGACAAAUUGACGCAUUUGUAAUGUGGUGGAAUUUAGACAUGGACGAAGAUGGUGAAAUUCAGCUGGGUACAAUACCAAGUUGGUGCUAUGACGACAAAGACAAAGCUCAACAUAUCCAGUGGAGAGAACAUUGGAUCCAUGGAAUCUAUUAUCCUCAAAAACCAAAAGCAGUCAAAGCAAAUGAACAUGUAAAUUUAUAUAGUUUUCAUGAUGAAUAUAGUUUGUAUUUCGAUGUGGGAUCAUCACCAUUUCCGCCUCGUUCAUUUACACCUGCAUUUCUUAGUCGAUCAGCUAUGUCCGGAUUUAAUAACGACCAACGUCGACAGAAAUAUGUCGAAGGUUUACAGAAAUCCUUCUCAAAUUCGUCGAUUCACCGUUGUUUAUACAUCGGCGAUGGUUUAUUAUUACCACUGCUCGUUCUCGAAAUGUAUCCACAGAUUGAAUUGAUUAUUUUAGAAUCAUCUAAUGUUCAUUUAGUUCAAACAUUGAAAGCUAUUCUUGAAAACUCGUCCAGUCAAUUAAGCUAUCGACUCAUUCCAACUUUCGAAAAAGAUCAUGUUGAUUUGGAAAAGAUUGAUAUGAUUCUCUCCGAACCAUUCUUUACGAAAUCUAUUUUACCGUGGGAUAAUCUUCAUUUCUAUUAUCUUCUCCACCAACAAACUCAACCAUUAAAUAUGAAAUUAUUUCCUCAAAAAGCUCGAAUACGUUGCAUUGCAUUGGAAUUCGACCAUUUACACAAGAUUCGUUCACCGGUACAACAAUGCUGUCAACUGGAUUUGUCACCGUUCGAUGAGCAAAUUCUUGAAGCUUCGUUAAAUGUUGAUGCAAUAGUUGAACCUCAAUCAUUGUUCGAAUACUCAUCGAAGAAACCAACUCUCUCUCCGAUAAUCGAUCUAAUCGAAAUCGAUUUUCGAAAAAAUUAUCAAGACAAACUCGAAAAAAAUCACUUUGACAUUCCAAUCACUGCCGAUGGUAUUUGCAAUGGUAUCGCAUUCUGGAUUGAUUAUCAACUAGAAGAAGAUCUUUGGCUAACAACUGGUAUUGAAACGGAGAAUGAUUCCUGGGCCACUUAUUCGAAACAGGGUGUGCAUCUUCUACUGAAACCAUUGAAAAUGCGAGCUGGAAUGAAGUUAUCGAUCAAUGCUGGAUUUGAUUUCCAUCAAGGGCAAUUUCUUUUUGAUACUCUAUCGUAA